This is a messenger RNA of Aaosphaeria arxii CBS 175.79, 376 nucleotides long. RefSeq lists its product as uncharacterized. The transcript has a single exon. The record is from RefSeq and is a predicted model, not a curated record. Lineage: Eukaryota; Fungi; Ascomycota; Dothideomycetes; Pleosporales. Bases 131 to 331 code for a protein of 66 amino acids.
CAAGGCGUCAAGAGGGAUAAAAAGGGUUGGCCAUGGGUCUGACGGCUGACAGCGGACAGCAGGCUGAAAUACUAGAUACGCUGUGCAGUAAGUAAUACAGGGCGAGGAGGAUUAAGGCGGGGGUUGGUGGAUGAGGAGAGCAGGAGAAGAAGAUAAUCUAAAUGGUGAAGAAACGGAGCGAGAAAUAAGGGGAAAGGAAAGGAAGAACAGAACAAGGCGAGGAGGCGAUGGUGGAAGAGAAAAGAAGAAGAAGAAGGGGAAGAGUCAAGAGAGUGUGAGUGUGAGUGUGUAUGAAGGUGUCAAGAUUCUAGGACGGCGCGCAAUGAUGUAGGAGGGGGUGGGCGUAGCAGCAAUUACGAGUAAUAGCAAUUAGUAC